Spirodela intermedia is the source of this 2019-nucleotide messenger RNA. NCBI's taxonomy places the organism in Eukaryota, Viridiplantae, Streptophyta, Magnoliopsida, Alismatales, Araceae. The record is from the annotation of a GenBank genome assembly.
AUGUUAACAUGGGAGCAACUGGGCGAGAUCGGAACCGCCGGCCAGCUAGUGGGUCUCGACGCCGUCCGCCUGAUCGGGAUGAUCGUCCAGGCUGCUAACACGGCCCGCAUGCACAAGACGAGCUGCCGGCAGUUCGCUCAGCACCUAAAUCUGAUCGGGAACCUACUGGAGCAACUCAAAAUCUCGGAGCUGAAGAAAUAUCCGGAGACGCGAGAACCACUGGAGCAGCUGGAAGACGCUCUCAGAAGGUCUUACGUGCUGGUGAACAGUUGCCAGGACCGGAGCUACCUGUACCUACUGGCCAUGGGACGGAAUAUCGUUGACCAAUUUAAGAAGGCCCAGACCGAGAUCGACCGGUAUCUGAAGCUCGUCCCCCUCAUCACUCUCGUUGACAAUUCCAGAGUCAAGGUGGGCAUUUUUCUUACAUUCUUUGUCCGGUGAUAGGAACCCAUCAGUGCAAACACCUUUUUGGCAUGUUCUUGCAUAGUUGAAGUAUAUUAAUGGUAAUAAGAAGCUAGAGAUGCAUAUGGCUGAUGAUAGCGCUAUCGGUCUAGAGAUCUUUUCGGUCUGAUGAUCUCUACCCCCAAAUGCUACGACUGUUGUUCUUUCUUUUCACAUAGAGUUUGUCUCCGAUUUCUGAUGCAUAUCAUACUUGUUACAGUCGUCCUUUUUCUUAAAUAUUUUCAUGUUUUCAUACUUCUUCAGGAAAGGCUUGAAUGCAUUGAAAGGGAUCAGUGUGAGUACACUUUGGACGAAGAGGACAGAAAGGUUCAAGAUGUCAUACUGAACCGUGAUCCUUCUGAUGAGGGUGCGAUGGUGCUCAAGAGGUCCCUCUCUUUCUCGUACCCAAACUUGCCAUUUGAUAAGGCCCUGAAGGCAGAGAAUGAGAAGCUUAGUUUAGAACUACAAAGAUCACAGGAUAUCAGUCACCGUGACGUCCUUCAGCAUUUGCUUGUAGUGAUUCAAUACUUGGCAAAUUCUCUAAAGGACAAGGAUUCUCGGCUCGAGAACGCGAAUAACGUGGAGGAAUCCCGUUCAAAGGCUCAGAGCAUCAAGGAAAAUGAUUCUCGCCGGUGGUACAUUCUCUUCUUAAAGAUGUUUGCUUGAGUCCUCUUCGGGCCACAUGUGAAGCGAUAAAUAACACAUAGCACAAGAGUUUAUCAUUUCCGUCGCUUUAUUCCUGAUAGCUACCAGACCUUGUGCACCCUGACAAUGGUGUUUACUCUGACAAGCUCUUUCGGGGUGCACCCUGUUGCCAUCUCAAUCUCAGCAGGUGUGGUUCCUCAGUAUCAUCAGGCCAUGACUCGAUCUCAGCUGUCUCACACCGACGCGAAGGAUGGCGUUUUGGCCUGCUCGAUUGUUUCGCAGAACCUUUUUUGUGUAAGUCAACUAAAAAUCUCAGCUGCCAUGAUUCGGUUCUUGUUCAUAGUAUAUUUGUCCAUCGCAUUAUCUCGUAUGAUUUAGUUUCCAUAGAAUCCACUUGACAUCUCGCAGGCAUGAAGACGUUCCUGUGUCCCUGCGGAACUUUCUCUAAGAUAGCGUCUGUUGCCAGAAAUAGGCAAAUAUGUGUGUGUCUAAUCCGAUCGCAGGCAUUAUUAAGGUAAAGUUUGCUGGUUUUACUGAUUACUGACCUGCUCGAUCGUUCAUCAGCUCCAGGGAAGGCCUGUAGUCUUCUGAUGGCAUAUUCAUUGAUUCUAUCUUGCUGCUGUUACACCUGCUGCGUGAGGAGGAAGCUUCGCAAGAUGCUGAACAUCACGGUAAUCAUACUCUCACCCCUUUUGUGGAAACCGAGUUAGUGACGGUACAUCUCUGUAAUUACCUUGUGAUUAGCUCUCAAAGUCAACAUACUCUGAGAAUUUUCUCCCGUGUCGGUGGCAGGGUGGACUUUGCGAUGACUUCUUGUCCCACUUGAUCUGUUGCUACUGCGCGCUAGUCCAAGAAUGGCGAGAGGUGGAGGCCCGUGGAAUCCAUGGGAAGACCAAGACUAGCCCGCCAUCCCUCCAGCGCAUGGAAUCGUAG